GUUCGCAAAACUGUCACUCCCCCAGCAAAAAAUUCCAAAUUCUACACGUUUUCGAGAAUCUGCUCGUUUGCAUCUGUCAACAUUCUCUCCACGGAUCUCAAAUUUCAGUUCUACUGCACUUGGUUCAGAGAGGGGUAGGGUUAAGGAGAGAGAGGAAGGCAACUGAGGAUAUGGCAAAUGCUUUGAUUCGUCUCCCCCCGGAGAUCGUCCAUAAUAUCCUCAAAUAUGUGAACCCCGUCGAUCUCGCACGCAUCGCGAAGACGUGCCGCAUGCUGCAUAGGAGUAUUAUGCAGGAUCGGUUGCUGUGUAAGGAGAUUUGGUGUUUGAGUCUUGAUGAGCCUAAGGAGAAGGGCCUGAGCAAUGACGAAGGAGUUAAGGAGUUUGAUUUCGAGCACGAACUCCAUGAGUUUGUGAGGGUUCAGAGGAUUCUGAAAAAUGACAGCUCGGUCGAGGAAAAGGUCGCUCGACUCCCGACCAUCUCGAGCUUCGCGACGAAGCUGCUGCAGACCGCUUCCCCUAAGGACUCCAAAAACAUGGCCGUGAUGCGGGAAUGGUUCGACGAUAAAAGAGACAGGGAGAAGAGGGACAAUAUUGAGGCCUUCCUCUGCCAAUCAAUCACCUUCUCCCGCUCCCGCCUCACCACCGCUCUCCCCACUCCCUCCUUCGCCGACCGCCAAGCUUCCGCAAAAUUGCACGUCCAGUACGGCACCCCCAUCUUCUAUCCCCGGCGCGGUAGGUACGCCCAAGUGUACCCCUACGCCGUGUCCAUGGUCUACGAUUUGCGUAAUUAUAAAGAGGAGAGUCUUUGGGGCCCGUAUCUGGAGGAUGGGAAGGCGAGCGUGGAUUGGGAGAAGCUGGAGGCGGUUAUGAUUGUUCUCGGGUGGAAUCUGCGGGUUUUCACCGAGCAGAGGGAUGGCGUGUUCGGGCCGAGGAGUGUGUGGAGGGAACCGUGGGUUGGGGCGAGUCCCGGGAGUUAUGAGGAAAUGCAGGGUAUUCCCGAGGCGGUGGAGGAAGGUGUCGUGGACCCGUAUGGGGUGCAGGGGACGUGGAUGAGGGUUGUUUGUUUUCUUGAUUUCCACGACCUCUUCGCCUACAACUUCACCUCGUCGGACACGGACUCCCUCCCCUCCACCUCCCCACGGCCACCGCUCAACACAAACGAAGCCAUCCGUCUCAUAUCCAUGGAAAUCCGGCCCACCCGCACCGAAGCCCCGGGCCCAGACGAUGGCCAGGAAUUACCGGUGGUGUUCUUCGAGGGCACGGCGAAGAGUAUGCAUGCGCAGUGGGAGCCGCAUGCGAAUUCGAGGAUUAAGGGCAGUGUGAGGUUGACAAAGGAAGGCGAGGUCAGGUGGCAGAGUGUUAGUGUUUAUGGGGGCGAGGAGAGGUGGGCGAGUGAGGGGAUUCAGGUUGGGGGUUUGAGGUCCGCGAGAGGAGUGCUGGGGCAUUGGUUUGAUAAGGACCACGAUGUCCAUGGCCCAGCAGGCCCAACGGCUUUCUGGAAAAUCAACGAUCAUCUCGAUGGUGGGGCGGAUUACGAUAGUGAAGAAGAGGAAGACGACGAUUGGACGGAGGAUCCGGAGGAGGUUCUGGAGGCUAUUGCUAGUCUUGUUGGAUUUCAGGCGGAUCUGGGGUAGAGGAUACGAGUAGGAGGAGUGCAAGGCAUGAAAAUGGGACAACAAGUUGCUUGUGACGUGAUAUGUUUGUGAGUUGAAACGAGAGGUUUGGGCAGGGAGCCUACAUACCACAGCUGAUUUGAGAAUGGAGUCUACAGUGUCGAUAUUAGCUUUUCAGGUGCUUCUAAAUCAGCAGAGAGUUAGCAGCAAGUGCCAAUUCGAAGUAAUUCCAAGCAAGG
Messenger RNA from Hyaloscypha bicolor E, 1852 nucleotides. RefSeq lists its product as uncharacterized. NCBI's taxonomy places the organism in Eukaryota, Fungi, Ascomycota, Leotiomycetes, Helotiales, Hyaloscyphaceae. Gene Ontology annotation, molecular function: protein binding. The coding region runs from base 171 to 1634 and encodes 487 amino acids. The transcript is spliced from 5 exons. The record is from RefSeq and is a predicted model, not a curated record.